Messenger RNA from Manis javanica (Malayan pangolin), 2695 nucleotides. It is a transcript of the gene SRSF2, whose product is annotated as serine and arginine rich splicing factor 2. Gene Ontology annotation, molecular function: RNA binding. NCBI's taxonomy places the organism in Eukaryota, Metazoa, Chordata, Mammalia, Pholidota, Manidae. The record is from RefSeq and is a predicted model, not a curated record.
GGCGUAUAAAUAGACACUGGGGCCGGCCGUUCACCCGGUUUAUCCUGUUGCGGUUAGUUGCGGAGCUGUCCCUCUCGUGUCUUACGUCCAGGCUUCCCGAAACGUUUCCACGAGGAAGCUGUCUGCCAGAGAGGCCCGGCGUCGAGCCGAGCUACUCUGAAGAAACCGCCGCCGCCUCAGCCGUGCGCGCGGGCCCACCCAGGGCAUUAGUUUGUCGGCGCGAAGUCGCGGGCCCCGGGCCGACUCUCCAGAGCCAUGAGUUACGGUCGUCCGCCUCCCGAUGUGGAGGGCAUGACCUCCCUCAAGGUGGACAACCUGACCUACCGUACCUCGCCUGACACCCUGAGGCGCGUCUUCGAGAAGUACGGCCGCGUCGGCGACGUGUACAUCCCGCGGGACCGCUACACCAAGGAGUCCCGCGGCUUCGCCUUCGUCCGCUUCCACGACAAGCGCGACGCCGAGGACGCCAUGGACGCUAUGGACGGGGCCGUGCUAGAUGGCCGCGAGUUGCGGGUGCAGAUGGCGCGCUACGGCCGCCCCCCGGACUCGCACCAUAGCCGCCGGGGACCGCCACCCCGCAGGUACGGGGGCGGCGGCUACGGACGCCGGAGCCGCAGCCCUAGACGGCGUCGCCGCAGCCGAUCCCGGAGCCGGAGCCGGUCCAGGUCCCGGAGUCGAUCUCGCUACAGCCGCUCCAAGUCUCGGUCUCGCACUCGCUCAAGAUCGCGGUCCACCUCCAAGUCCCGAUCGGCCCGAAGAUCCAAGUCCAAGUCCUCGUCGGUCUCCAGGUCCCGCUCGCGGUCCCGGUCCCGGUCCCGGUCCAGGAGCCCUCCGCCCGUGUCCAAGAGGGAGUCUAAGUCCAGGUCGCGAUCCAAGAGCCCCCCCAAGUCUCCUGAAGAGGAAGGAGCGGUGUCCUCUUAAACAAACGCUGCGGUCUCCUGUUUGAUAAAAGAAUAUUGGCCAGUAUUGCAGAUUUUAACUGAUUUGGCUGAUCCUCCAGGGACCAGUUUCUGUGGGCGUGUAUUGGAGCAGGUUUGUCUUUAAAUGUUAAAGAUGCACUAUCCUCAUAGAGCGAACAAUCAGUUCAACUAUUGUUGUACUGACUGGGACUUCAUAUUCUAAUGGAUGUGGCAAACGAAUUGCAAAAAGAAGCAAUGAACUUUUGGAACCCCCAAAAUUUUACAGGUACUACACUGGGUGGGGAAAGGAUAGUGUGUCUUUAACUCUCCAAUUGUUUGGUCCUGUUUUUUAAAAGGAAAGGGCCCUAAGUAGCUCAGAUAUUAAAGCAUUCUCAAUUGCCAAAUGUUUCAUUUGAGAACUAAAAAUUUAUAUAUCAAUUUUCUGGUUUAAAGUUUUUGUUUGGAUACAGCCCCUCCCCCCCUCCUUUUUUUUCCCCCUUUUUUCUUUUUACCCCCUUACCGUUUUUCUUCACCUUGGUUAUUUGGCCAAGAAUGUAUGAGCAAAAAUUUGUAAAUGCUGGUGGUAGCCUUUGAAAAUUUCCUAAAUGGGCCUUUAAAAACCUGAUGAUGGCUGGGUGGAACCUUUCUGUAACCUACUUGUUUCACCAGAGCCUUAGUAAGUACAUGCCUGAAAGUGAAGCCAGGUACACCUUCGAUAACUUAACAGUAAUUGAAGGUAAACUGAGAUUCUUUUUUUUUCAAACCUAGAUGUGUCGACAAGCAACAUAACAAAGGACUUGGGGGAAAAGGACCACAGUUCAGUCCAUCAGGAGUCCUUGGAACAAGCAACUGGCUAUUGAAAAGGUUAUUUUGUAACAUUUUGUCUACCUUUUUACUUGUUUUAAGCUUUGCCUCAGGUGGCAAACUUCAUUUUUUGUGCCAUUUUUUUGCUGUUAUUCAAAUUUCUUGUAAUUUAGUGAGGUGAACGACUUCAGAUUUCAUUAUUGGCUUGGAUAUUUGAGGUAAAAUUUCCUUUUUGUUUGUAUAGUGCUGACUUUUUUUGUUUGAAAUUAAACAGAUUGGUAACCUAAUUUGUGGCCUCCUGACUUUUAAGGAAACGUGUGCAGCAUUACACACAGCCUAAAGCUGUCAAGAGAUUGACUCAACAUUGCCUUCAUUCCUUAAAAUUAAAAACCUACAAAAGUUGGUGUAAAUUUGUAUAUGUUAUUUGCCUUCAGAUCUAAAUGGUGAUUUGAACCCAAAUUUGUAUAAAGACUUUUCAGGUGAAAAGACUUAAUUUUUGGAAGGAUUAUUUACCAAACACAAUUCUAAUCUCUUCUCUUAUGUAUUUUUGUGCACUAGGCGCAGUUGUGUAGCAGUUGAGUAAUGCUGGUUAGCUGUUAAGGUGGCGUGUUGCAGUGCAGAGUGCUUGGCUGUUUCCUGUUUUCUCCUGAUUGCUCCUGUGUAAAGAUGCCUUGUCGUGCAGAAACAAAUGGCUGUCCGGUUUAUUAAAAUGCCUGACAACUGCACUUCCAGUCACCCGGGUCUUGCAUAUAAAUAAUGGAGCAUACAGUGAGCACAUCUAGCUGAUGAUAAAUACCUUUUUCCUCUCCCCCAACCCCCAAGAGAAAUGGUCAAUCUUCAUGUAUAAACAAAAUAUGGAAAAUGUUAAGGAAGCAAAUGGUUUGUAACUUUGUAAGUACUUAUAACAUGGUGUAUCUUUUUGCUCAUGAAUAUUCUGUACUAUAACCAUUGUUUCUGUAGUUUAAUUAAAACGUUUUCUUGGUGUUAGCUUU